AUGUGUUGAAAUGCAAACAUAUGUUUUCUGUAUUGAGAUCCGGCGAUUCGUACAACUGGGAUGCUUUAGGCUCAAGCGUCCGAGAAUCACCCUUUUUGAAUGUCGACUACGCAAAUGCAGGCAAUAGAAUGUGUCCGCUUCUAUAUCAAAGAAACAUUUCUGGAGGAAAUUGAAAGUGAGCCAUACAUGUCCACACUUCGGAAAGUGAGUGGUCUUCAAGACCAGCAGCUGGUAACAAUGCUCAGUCAAGAUAAACAUCUGGUGGAAGUCUACGUGGAAGAUGUCUUGCUACGCGAGGCUUUGGCAGCUAUAUUCCAAGCGUAUACAGGGGACACGUAUGAAAAUGCCAACGCUGAAUGUUGUUCCGUUCUUGAUAGUUCAAGAUUAAGAGCAAUGCGCGCUGCCUGUGCGAUUGGUGCAGCCAAAAAGGAUACACUGAACAAGAAAUACCAACACCUUGUCGGGAAGUGAUGUGAUCGAACUUUUUGCAUAUUGUUAUUUGUUUUACAUAUCGAGAUGUGACAGUCAGGAUUACCAUAGACCUUAAAAAGUGCUUGUAAAUCAAGAAAUUGGCUUGAAAAGUGCGUAGAAAGUGCUUAAAUUUGGCAUGAAAGUGCUUGAAAAUGAAAUAAUCCCAAUUAAAAGUGCUUAAACCAUAUUUAAUCUUUUAAAAUAUUCUUUCCAAGCUUUCCGCUUAUUUCAUCCGAUGAUAUUGAUCGCUCCUCCUUUAUGAGGAGAUACCCACUGUUUGUUUACAGUCUUUCUGGUUCGGGUUUUGACUGGAAUUAUGCAGCUGAUGCUUCACAAUUAAAUAAGCACAACUAUGCUUAACUACAUGUUUUUAUUGUUAUGUAUGUAUACAAAUAUAUUUGUAAGAAUUGCAAUAAAAAGUACUUCAAGAAAUUUUACAGUUGCAAAUAGGAAAAUUGCUGGAAUUUCACUUUUUUAACAUUGAAAAGUGCGUGAAAAAUGCUUGAAUUUAAAUUAAUGGUGCUCUGUACUUCCUUAAAAGAUAGUCUCUGAACCACAUUCCAGUCAGUUUAUGUGAAUUAUUUGAUUUCUUUGCUUCUUGUU
Molecule: messenger RNA, 1074 nt
Organism: Dreissena polymorpha
Lineage: Eukaryota; Metazoa; Mollusca; Bivalvia; Myida; Dreissenidae
Exons: 5
Coding region: 100-471 (123 amino acids)
Source: RefSeq, a predicted model, not a curated record